AUGACAAGAGCAGAACAUGGACUAAGCGAAAAUUGGGCAGCAAAUCUUUCGCUGAUAUUCGUACAGUUAACAGUGUUGUGCAUCCUACUUUUAAAUCAGCAUGUUAUGCACUUGGACUUUUCUAAUCCAGGAGAGUUAUGGCAAUCAAACCGCGAGAUACUAGCAGAUGGAAUAUUACAUCGAUUACAAAGAAGACCACACUGUAUCAAUGUCCACAUUACAGAAGAUGAGGUUUACAACUAUGCUUUAAUAGAUAUUGAACAAUGUUUGAAAGAACUUGGCAAGUCUAUACGAGAUUAUGAUGAGAUACCAAUGCCGGAUACCUCUUCGUCUAGAAACAUAAACAAUACCCUUCUAUUACAGGAGAUGAAUUAUGAUAUACGUCAAGAGAACGCAUUGAAUGAUCAGUAUCAAUCAGAAUUAAACGCCGACCAACAAGCAAUUUAUGACACGGUGAUAAAUUAUGUUAAGGAGAAAAAAGGAAAACUUAUUUUUGUUUAUGGGCAUGGUGGUACCGGGAAGACCUUCUUAUGGAGAGCAAUCAUACAUAGAAUUCGAUGUGAGUCUAAAAUAGUGUUGCCGGUUGCUACAUCAGGAAUAGCGGCUCUAUUACUUCCGGGUGGUAGAACGGCACAUUCGAGGUUCCAUAUACCGCUGGAAAUAAAUUCUGAAUCAGUUUGUGACAUAAAACAAGGGACACAACUUGCUGAUCUCAUUCAAAAUACAGACUUGAUAAUAUGGGACGAGGCACCUAUGACUCAUAAAUUCUGUUUUGAAGCACUAGACAGAAGCUUAAGGGACAUCCUCAAAUUCAAAAAUUCUGAUGCCAUUAAUGAACCUUUUGGAGGAAUGACAGUUGUUUUAGGGGGGGACUUUCGACAAAUCUUGCCUGUGAUUCCAAAAGGAGGAAAAAUGAGAUAA
Molecule: messenger RNA, 921 nt
Organism: Mercurialis annua (annual mercury)
Lineage: Eukaryota; Viridiplantae; Streptophyta; Magnoliopsida; Malpighiales; Euphorbiaceae
Exons: 3
Coding region: 1-921 (306 amino acids)
Biological process (GO): DNA repair; telomere maintenance
Molecular function (GO): DNA helicase activity
Source: RefSeq, a predicted model, not a curated record